Messenger RNA from Macrosteles quadrilineatus (aster leafhopper), 1485 nucleotides. Its product is annotated as TATA-box-binding protein-like. The record is from RefSeq and is a predicted model, not a curated record. NCBI's taxonomy places the organism in Eukaryota, Metazoa, Arthropoda, Insecta, Hemiptera, Cicadellidae. The transcript is spliced from 6 exons. Gene Ontology annotation, biological process: DNA-templated transcription initiation. The coding region runs from base 358 to 1251 and encodes 297 amino acids. Gene Ontology annotation, molecular function: RNA polymerase II general transcription initiation factor activity; DNA binding.
UCCGUUAACCGUGCAUCCAUAUCAUUGUUGGUUAUUAUAACCUGUAAAAUAGUUAAAUUUUGGCUUAUUUUGGUGAAUUACUGAAUUUAAGACUUUUUAUUUGUGUGUUAUAGUAUAAUAAUUUGUUAAUGAUUGUUCUACCUUAGGCUAAGCUGCUCCCAAUUCAGAACAAUGCCAUACCAACGUUUGCAUUAUGGUUUAACACUAGGCCUAUUUUAGCCAACGUUUACCUUUCACAUAGUUUUUAAGCUAGACACAAUUGCUAUUUCUUAACAGAAAAUAUAUACAUAUUAUAAACUCAUCACACUUUUAUAACAUUUUUGCCAUUUUAAUUUGUUAACUAAUAUAAACAAGAAAAUGGAUCAAAUGCUUCCUAGCCCGGGAUUUAGCAUCCCAAGCAUUGGCACCCCUCUUCAUCAACCAGAGGAAGAUCAACAGAUAUUACCCAUGGCUCAACAACAACAGCAAAUGCAGAUGCCUCCUCUGUUACCUAUUCAACAACAAAAUAUAUCCCCUGCUCAACAGAGGCCCAUGCAUACCUAUGCACCGUCUAUGGGAUUCACAACUCCUCAAAGUAUGAUGCAGCCACAGACUCCGCAACACAUGAUGUCGCCAAUGGUUCAUCAACAUGGGUCGUCUGGACACCUGACUACACUGAACCCAGCCACUCCUGGCCCAAUGACUCCUAUGACACCAUCCUCUGCUGAUCCGAGCAUAGUACCUCAACUGCAAAACAUUGUCUCGACUGUGAAUCUGGGCUGUAAGCUGGACCUGAAGAAGAUAGCGUUGCAUGCCAGGAAUGCGGAGUACAACCCAAAGCGGUUUGCGGCUGUAAUCAUGAGGAUACGUGAGCCACGGACGACGGCUUUGAUCUUCAGUAGCGGCAAGAUGGUGUGUACGGGAGCCAAAAGUGAAGAGGACUCUAGGCUGGCUGCAAGGAAAUACGCCAGGAUUAUCCAGAAACUAGGGUUCCCGGCAAAAUUCCUUGACUUCAAAAUACAAAACAUGGUUGGAAGUUGUGACGUGAAGUUCCCUAUUAGAUUAGAAGGUCUGGUCUUGACUCAUGGGCAGUUUAGCAGCUACGAACCAGAAUUAUUCCCGGGUCUCAUAUACCGAAUGGUGAAGCCUAGGAUAGUACUGCUGAUCUUUGUUUCGGGCAAAGUUGUUCUAACAGGUGCUAAAGUCCGGCAAGAAAUAUACGAAGCAUUCGACAAUAUAUACCCUAUACUGAAGAGUUUCAAGAAACAGUGAAUUAUUUUUGAAAAAUCUCUAGAGCGGGACUCAGAUUGUAAUAUAUUAGUGUUUGUAUUGUGGAAUUUAAAAUAUUUCACUUCUGGUCUUUAUUGGACCAGUUCAUCGAGUGGCUAAAAUGAGAAAUAUUUCCUAUUGACUUUUGUUUUUGUAACAAAUUGAUUUCUCAUUUCCAUUUUAAGUGUGAUAUUUUUCUACUGAGACAAACUUGUAAAUAAAAGUUAAUGUUUUGUA